Messenger RNA from Owenia fusiformis, 636 nucleotides. Lineage: Eukaryota; Metazoa; Annelida; Polychaeta; Sabellida; Oweniidae. The record is from the annotation of a GenBank genome assembly.
AUGUUGAACAUUGAAAAUUUUCUCGAAACCCCACAAAUGAUUGGAAAACUAGAUAUUCUAGACCCAUCAUCAUUUUUAUCAGGACAGUUACAUAAUAAGAUGAGAACAGAAAACUGGUGUCAUGUGUUAAAGGGGACACAGGACAGGUUCAACGUGAAGAACUGGUUGAAUAAUGGCAUUGACAUAAAGGAUUAUAUGAAACAUUUCAAGGGUCAAUAUAAAGGGAAAAUUUUUGAUAGUCCAGUCCCUCCAAAGAUGUUCAUGCCAAAUAGUCCUAGUUGCAAAGAUUAUAGCAAUUUCAUAUCAAAAACUUUGGAAGAGAAAAUAGAGUCUGGAGCUAUUAGGGUCAUUGGUAAGGUAGUUCAAUGUCAGUUACCUAAGGUUGUGAUGCCGUUAAUCGUUGAACAAACAAAACCAAGAUUAUGUCACGACGAAAGGUUUAUUAAUCUAUGGAUGAAGGACAUGCCUUUUGAACUGGAAACGUUAAAAGAUGUCCCGCGCAUGGUUGGCAACGAUUCUGUUUUGUUUUGCUGUGACGAAAAGUCUAGUUACGAUCAUGUCAAGCUAAAGGAGGAAUCUCAGACAUAUUUUGGUGUAGUAUUUGCAGGAUGGGUUGCCAUUUGGUUGGAAAAUUAG